Messenger RNA from Penicillium verrucosum, 561 nucleotides. RefSeq lists its product as uncharacterized. Lineage: Eukaryota; Fungi; Ascomycota; Eurotiomycetes; Eurotiales; Aspergillaceae. The transcript has 2 exons. The record is from RefSeq and is a predicted model, not a curated record. Bases 1 to 561 code for a protein of 186 amino acids.
AUGGGAUCGCAAUGUGUCGAUGGAAUCCGGAAACCGCCCAAGUAUCUCAAUGAAAAAACGAAGAAAUCACGGAAGGAUGGGUGUCGCGGUGUGACCUCUCCGCAGAAAACCCGGUCUCAACGAGAUAUUUCCAAUACCACAAGUUAUGGCAACAAGAUCAUUGAACAAGAAACCAGCGAUAAGGGACAUAUCAAAUACUACGGAAGCGACUCAGUUGAGGAAGUCUUCGAUGAAGUCAUUGAUCCAAAUUUUUUCUACACCGAAAGAUCGAGUUUCAAAUUCCGGAAUCAACCUACUGAGCUUACUAUCGCUAAAGGGAAUGACAAUUUCCUGACUUUUUUCUCAGAUGCUGAAUUUGCGACGUGGUCAGAGAGAUCUUCCAGCGUAUCUGAAGAUAGUGAGGAAGGGAGGUCACACCAAGCUCCAGACGACAGCUUGGGAGACAGCUUGGGGGAGUUACAAAGACGUGCAAGAGACGAACCAUAUUCCGGAUUUGCUAUCAGCAGUGGGUGGUCGAGCACAUUCUUUCCACACGAAGUUGAAGAACCCAAUAGUUGCUGA